Cheilinus undulatus (humphead wrasse) is the source of this 1747-nucleotide messenger RNA. Its product is annotated as zona pellucida sperm-binding protein 3-like. NCBI's taxonomy places the organism in Eukaryota, Metazoa, Chordata, Actinopteri, Labriformes, Labridae. Gene Ontology annotation, cellular component: extracellular matrix. Bases 88 to 1731 code for a protein of 547 amino acids. Gene Ontology annotation, molecular function: acrosin binding. Gene Ontology annotation, biological process: egg coat formation; positive regulation of acrosome reaction; binding of sperm to zona pellucida. The transcript is spliced from 10 exons. The record is from RefSeq and is a predicted model, not a curated record.
ACAUGAGUCUCAUUGUCUUGAUGAAGGUUAAAACCCUCACAGCGCUGAUCCUCCAGAACCAGUCCUGAGUCUGAUUCUCUGACAUCCAUGGAGACGUUUUAUCUCUGGGUUAACUUCCUCAUUGGACUCUUACUGUCAGAAAUCUGUCUGAGAACAUCUUUAGCAUUCCCACCAGCAUAUCACACACAGCAGCAGCAGCAGCAUGCUCCACAAACCUCUCAGAGCUCCCAGCACUCCUCAGAAAAGUCUCUGUCUGAGGAGCCAGAGCGGGUAAACACGAUCAGAGCGGUCUGCCAUCCAGACUCUCUGGAGGUCAUCAUCAGUUCGGACAUGUUUGGAGUCGGAGCUCCUGUCAACAGUGGAGAUAUCAGGCUAGGAGUGGAGCAUGAUGGGUACUGUACAGCUGAGGCAUCUUCAGGAGAUGAGUACAGGAUCCUGGUUGGACUUUUGGACUGUGGCACCAAACACUGGAUGACUGAAGAUGCUUUAAUCUACACAAACCUUCUCAUUUACUCUCCUGAAGCCUCUCCUGAUGGACUCAUAAGGAUGGACGAGGCCGUGAUCCCCAUCGAGUGCCAUUAUGCAAGGAAGUACAGCUUGUCCAGUUCUUCUCUCACACCCACCUGGAUCCCGUACACGUCCACCAAAGCUGCAGUGGAAACUCUGCACUUUGACCUGAAAAUCAUGACAGAUGACUGGCUGUAUGAGAGGAGCUCUAACGUGUUUUACCUCGGGGAGCCCAUCAGUAUGGAGGCCUCGGUCAGAGUGGGACAUCACAUGGGGCUGCGGGUGUUUUUGAGCAGUUGUGUGGCCACGCUUGAACCUGACAUCUACUCUGAGCCGAGAUAUGUCUUCAUAGAGAACGGGUGCCUCCUUGACUCUCAGCUUCCAGGUUCCAGGUCUCACUUCUUACCCCGAACUCAGGACGACAAACUCCACCUGGUCAUCGACGCCUUCAGGUUUCACGAAGAGGACAGAGGAGAGCUCUACAUCACCUGUCACAUGAAUGCUGUACCUGUAAACGAUGCAGAGGCGCCAAAUAAAGCAUGCACGUUAAUCAAUGGAAGGUGGAGGUCAGCUGAUGGUAACGACUACCUAUGUGGACAAUGUCAAAACCAAAAUGAAGUCGGACUGAUCGGCAGCAGCCUGGGAAAGUUUGGUCCUCGUGGGUUUGGAAGGCCAAACAAACCUGAAUCGUUCUGGAGGAGCGGGAUGAUGUCCAAUAAAGCUUUGGAACAAGAGGCCAAAGUGGGUCCGAUGCUGGUGCUGCCAGGUAGUAAGAAGAGUGGGCCGAUACCUGAUGAAGAUCUCCCUCCUCUUCUAUUUAAGAUCAGCAGACCUGCUCUGUACAGCAGCCAGUGGAGGAGCGGAGUCAACGACAGAAGAGUUGAUGCAGAGAAAGGUUUACUUCCUGAUGAAGAGACCGAGGAUGAGGACGAGCAGACUUCUGAUUCAGAACCAAAUAAAGCCCUAGAAAGUGGAGAAGAUUGGGAAGAUGAGGAUGAAGACUAUGAUGGAGAGGAGGGUGAGGUUGCUGCCCCCUUAGAGAAGAUCAAUCCUGAGCUGAGUCUGAAGUCAAAGUCAGCAGUGAUCAUCACAAACAGCACAGCGGCUCCGACCACCACCACCACCACCACUGCUGCAGCAGCUCUGUCUACUGAUGUGACUCUACAGAUCAACACGACGACCACACGACCUGAACUUUCACACACACACGACCCAAAAAGAUAAUAAACAGUUAAGGAUG